Messenger RNA from Cololabis saira (Pacific saury), 3747 nucleotides. RefSeq names its product hepatocyte growth factor-regulated tyrosine kinase substrate (gene hgs). Gene Ontology annotation, molecular function: metal ion binding; phosphatidylinositol binding; ubiquitin binding. The record is from RefSeq and is a predicted model, not a curated record. The coding region runs from base 100 to 2451 and encodes 783 amino acids. The transcript is spliced from 20 exons. Lineage: Eukaryota; Metazoa; Chordata; Actinopteri; Beloniformes; Belonidae.
AGCUGCGGCUAACUGCUAACUGCUGAGCUAACACUUCAGCCUGAACGGUGCAAAUACCAGGCUCCGUCUCGACAACCGCUUUGACACUCUCAACCAAAUAUGGGUAAAGGUGGAGGAACAUUUGAGAGGCUUCUCGAUAAAGCCACCAGUCAGCUGCUUUUGGAGACUGAUUGGGAAUCUAUUCUUCAGAUCUGUGAUCUCAUUCGACAAGGAGACACGCAAGCAAAAUAUGCUAUUGUGGCCAUUAAGAAGAAGCUGAAUGACAAAAAUCCCCAUGUGGCUCUUUAUGCACUUGAGGUCCUGGAGUCGGUGGUGAAGAACUGCGGACAGACGAUACAUGAUGAGGUUGCCUGCAAACAGACCAUGGAGGAACUAAAAGAUCUACUUAAGAAACAGACAGAACCAAAUGUCAGAAACAAGAUCCUGUACCUGAUCCAAGCCUGGGCUCAUGCCUUCCGCAACGAACCCAAAUACAAAGUCGUUCAAGAUACGUAUCAAAUCAUGAAAGUGGAAGGUCAUGUUUUCCCCGAGUUUAAGGAGAGUGAUGCCAUGUUUGCAGCAGAGAGAGCCCCAGACUGGGUUGAUGCUGAGGAGUGCCAUCGGUGCAGAGUCCAGUUUGGAGUUAUGACAAGAAAGCACCAUUGUCGAGCCUGUGGUCAGAUUUUCUGUGGGAAAUGUUCUUCCAAGUACUCCACCAUUCCAAAGUUUGGCAUUGAGAAGGAAGUGCGUGUGUGCGAGCCGUGCUUUGAGCUGCUCAACAACCACCCCUCCCUCUCUCCUCCACUUAGGAAGGCUGAAGGAAAAGCCCCGUCCACAGGCUCCGCUGACCUGCCCCCCGAGUACCUGACCAGCCCGCUGUCCCAACAGUCACAGGUAAUUCCGGAAAAAAUGCCCCCCAAGAGAGAUGAAGCAGCUCUGCAGGAGGAGGAGGAGCUGCAGCUGGCCAUUGCACUUUCCCAAAGUGAGGCAGAAGAGAAGGAGCGGAUGAGACAGAAAAACUCCUACUCAGUGUAUCCCAAAGCGGAUCCCACCCCCGUGACUUCUUCUGCACCCCCAGUCAGCACCCUUUACUCUUCUCCUGUGAAUUCCUCCGCUCCACUAGCUGAGGACGUGGACCCUGAACUGGCCCGCUACCUGAACAGAACGUACUGGGAGAAGAAGCAGGAAGAGGCCCGGAAAAGUCCAACCCCCUCGGCUCCUGCUCCCGUGUCGUUGGCUGAGCCGCUUCCACCAGUCAGCCAGCCUGUGGAAACCCACGUCCCUGUCCAGCCCGUCAACAUAGUGGAGCAGCAGUACCAGAACGGUGAAUCAGAGGAGAACCAUGAGCAGUUUCUGAAGGCUCUGCAGAAUGCCGUCACCACCUUCCUUAAUCGCAUGAAGAGCAACCACAUGCGUGGGCGCAGCAUCACCAAUGACAGUGCAGUGCUCUCACUCUUCCAGUCCAUAAACAACAUGCACCCACAGCUUCUGGAAAUCCUCAACCAACUGGAUGAAAAGAGAUUGUACUAUGAGGGACUGCAGGAUAAGUUGGCUCAGGUGCGCGAUGCUCGGGCUGCCCUUAACGCACUCCGAGAUGAGCACAGAGAGAAGAUGCGGAGAGCUGCAGAGGAGGCAGAGAGACAGAGACAGAUCCAGCUGGCACAAAAGCUGGAAAUAAUGAGGCAGAAGAAGCAGGAGUACCUGGAGAUGCAGAGGCAGUUGGCUAUUCAGCGUCUUCAGGAGCAAGAGAAGGAGAGGCAAAUGCGUUUGGAGCAGCAGAAACACACAAUCCAAAUGAGAGCCCAGAUGCCUGCUUUUCCGCUACCCUAUGCCCAGAUGCAGUCUUUACCUCCCAAUGUUGCGGGCGGGAUGGUGUACCAGCCCGGUGCUCCACCGAGUUACCCGGGAACGUUCAGUCCUGCCGGCUCCGUGGAGGGUUCACCCAUGCACAACAUCUAUAUGACUCAGCCUGGGCAGACUGCACCAGGACAAUACCAGGCCAUGCCCAACCCUGCAGCAGAUCCCAAUAUGGUUAAUGCGUACAUGUAUCAGGCUGCGGGCACCAAUGGGCAGCCUGCUCCUCCUCCAGGCCAGGCUCCACCCACUACCUGUCCACCCUACACCAACUAUCAGCCCACACCAACACAGGCCUACCAGAACGUCGUCUCUCAGGCACAAAGUAUGCCCCCCAUGUCGCAGCCAGCCCCCUCCAACGGUAUGGGUUAUAUGAGUUACCAACCAUAUAACAUGCAGAACAUGAUCUCUGCUCUGCCAGGACAGGAUCCCAACAUGCCUCCCCAACAACAGUACAUGUCAGGCCAGCAGCCCAUGUACCAGCAGGUUGCUCCCCCUGGUGGCCCCCAACAGCAGCAGCAGCAGCAGCAACAGCAGCAGCAGCAGCAGCCACAGCAGCAGCAGGCACCUCAGUCUGUCCCCGGCAGCACAGAGGCACAGCUCAUCUCCUUUGACUAAAGGUUCCCAGGUGUCAGGAGCCGACACACUACACCUUCUCUCCUCCUUUGGUUUGUCCCCCUUCUCCUUCCGGAUUCUGAGGAUGCCCUUUGGACACACACACAUGAUUCUCACCAUCCACCUUGCUGUUAUCUUGUGGCAAAGUGAAAUAUUGUGAUGAUGUUGCAGAACUGUAGUUCUCCUUGCUCUCUCUCCUCUGAAAUAUGGGAACCUGGUGGGGGGAAAAAAGCUGUGAUGGAGAGCACCAUAACCCAGAUCCUCUAUCUAUCUCCCUCUGUUUUUCCAACUGAUAUGUAUGUAGUAUUUCCAUAUUAAAUGAAUAACUCAAGUGCAGAAAUAGUAAGUGAUAUUCAAGUUAAAAUGAAUAAAAACAUCAUACUAAUUUAGAAGAUAAAAAGAAGACAAAACCAUCCUUUAUCAUAUUUUUCUAAAGCAAAAUUUGCAUGUUAAAUUGAGAUUAUUUUCUGGAAUUGAUAUGUGUUAUUGCGUCCUGUUUUAACAGUCUGAGCAGUGAUUGAGAGACGCUAUAAGUGGUUUUGAAGAGGUUGUUGAUGUCUCAAAAGAGCAGUCUGUCGGUAAUGAAAGCACAGUGAGAAGCAUUGAAUAAAUGGGAAUAACUCGCAUCUCCCGGUGCGUAGCUUAACAUUCCAGUUGUAGUUUUCCGAUCACAUUACUCAUGCACACAGACUGGGGGUCCUCUUGUUUUAGCAUUUAUUUCUUGUGUGCUGCUUGGACUGUUGAGUGUCUUUAUGUUGUUUCUGAGAUGACAAAAACGCGUUACAGGGAUUGUACAUUGUGGGAAGAGUGUUAGAUAAUCUGCUGGGUGGCUUUCUAACCUUCACAGAAUAUGCUAUCACAGACGGAAUAAUCGAAAUUCACUACUAGUUACCGUGAAAUAGACGUAAUAAACUCAGUACAGAAUCAUAAUUGAAAUCUGCAUCUUUUAACUGAAAUGACUAGUGUUGCCAAACAUAAAGCACCAUCAUAAGGCUGGAGGCAUCAAAGAGCCUUCACCUGUGAUUGACUGCAGGUCGCCUCAGGGUGCCGCGACCCGCGUCCAGGUGGCUGUACCUGGCACAUGCCGCAUAUGAAGUUCAACUGGACUCUCCUGAAGUGAAUUUAACUAUUCAGUAAUGUGGAAAUGUAGAGUAAAAGCGAUGUGCUGCAUGUAUGUGUCACUCUUUCAGUCUGUCAUAUCUGUAACUUUUCAGUUUCCACCUGUGAACUUCUGUCUCCCAUCAUACUGACUUUAAUUUUGAAAUUUAUAUUUAAUAAAUAUCAGGUUCUUAUUGUCCA